UUGCUUACUCAUAAUCUCUUCUCCUUUUUAUGUCACCAUUUCUCUCUCUCCUCAGAGAAGAAAUGUGGGAUCAUCAGUUCCACAAAUCAUGACUUCCUUCUUCAGCCUUAAACUCCAUUUACACUCCGCAAUUUUCAUCGUUCUUACUUUUCUUGCAGUUCAGGGUUCCGGCAUAAACGCCGACGGUCUUCUUUUACUGUCUUUCAAAAACUCCAUUCUCAGCGACCCUUUACAAGCACUACGAAACUGGAACUCCACCGACCAGACACCGUGUUCUUGGACCGGCGUCUUUUGUAGCAACACCAAUGGCGGCGGCGGUGAGGGCGGGUCUCGUGUUACAGCUUUGUCUCUUCCUAGUUCUCAGCUCGUCGGUUCGAUACCGUCAGAUCUGGGUUCCAUUCAACACCUCGAAAGCCUUGAUUUGUCCAACAAUUCACUUAAUGGGUCGGUUUUAGAAUCGGUUUUCAAUGCGACGGAGCUUCGGUUUCUUGAUUUGUCGAAUAAUUUGAUGUCCGGUGCGAUGCCGGAAACUAUCGGACGGUUGCAAAGUUUGCAGUUUCUUAACCUUUCCGACAAUGAGUUAGGUGGGACUUUGCCUAAAACUCUUACUACUAUCCAGAAUCUAACUGUUGUUUCUUUGAAGAACAAUUAUUUUUCCGGUGAUCUUCCGGCUGGGUUUCGAUCUCUUCAAGUUUUAGACCUUUCUUCGAAUCUUAUCGAUGGUUCUUUGCCUAAGAACUUCGGCGGUGACAGUUUAACGUACUUGAACGUGUCUUACAACAGACUUUUCGGGAAAAUUCCGUCGCAAUUCGCCGAGAAAAUCCCUACCAAUGCCACCAUCGAUCUUUCCUUUAACAAUCUCACUGGAGAAAUCCCGGAUUCCGACGUGUUUAACAACCAAGAACCCAAAUCUUUCUCCGGGAAUCCUCAUCUAUGCGGGGAAAUAACAGGCCGUAGCUGUCCUAUAACUUCUUCACCGUCAUCUUCUCCUCCGGCGAUCGCAGCUUUUCCGAAAACAACAGAGUUUGCCGACACACCUGGUCCGUCACCCAUCGGUGAAAAACCACAACGAAACAGGCUUAAACCAGGAACCAUAGUAGCAAUCAUCAUCGGAGACACAGCAGGGAUUGGAUUUUUCCUCAUGGUUUUCUUCAUCAUCCACAAAUUAAAGAACAAAAAAAGAGUUGAAACCACCACAGUAACACAAACAGCUAACGACACAGUCAACGACAACUGGUCAACGACAUCAUCGUCGUCGGAAUCCAGAGGGUUUACAAGAUGGUCGUGUUUGAGGAACACAAAAGAAGAGUACGAUGAAGAAUCUGAAACCCCUUCUGAAGAAGAUCAAAGUCAAGGUAAUCAACGGCAGGGAAUGCAUGAACAUGAUAAAAAAGGUACAUUAGUGACCGUGGAUGGCGAAAACCAGCUCGAACUCGAAACUUUACUUAAAGCGUCAGCUUACAUUUUAGGUGCCACGGGGUCGAGUAUUAUGUACAAGGCGGUGCUCGAAGACGGGACUUGUUUAGCGGUUCGAAGGAUCGGGGAGAAUAGUGUGGUUCGAUUUAAAGACUUUGACACUCAAGUUCGAGUUAUCGCCAAAAUGGUGCACCCUAAUUUGGUCAAGAUUCGAGGGUUCUAUUGGGGAGUCGAUGAAAAGCUUGUUAUUUACGAUUUCGUCCCAAAUGGCAGCGUCGCCAACUCGCGUUACAGAAAAGUUGGCUCGUCACCUUGUCAUCUUCCAUGGGAGGCUCGGCUAAAGAUAGCCAAAGGUGUUGCACGAGGGCUAGCUUAUCUCCAUGACAAGAAACACGUACAUGCCAAUUUGAAGCCGAGCAACAUUUUGUUAGGCCCCGACAUGGAACCGAAGAUCGGAGACUUCGGUCUCGAGAGGCUUGUAACAUGCGACACAAGUACCAAAGUCGGGGUCUCGGCUCGAAACUUCGGUAGCAAAAGGUCGACGGCAUCGAGAGACAGCCUCCAAGACCUAACUGGACCAAGUCCGAGUCCAAGCCCAAGCUCAUUCGGGUUAUCACCGUACCGAGCCCCUGAAUCUCUCAGGAUCCUCAAGCCUAACCCCAAGUGGGACGUUUACGCCUUUGGUGUCAUUUUCCUAGAGCUUCUAACGGGGAAAGUCAUAGUCGUGGACGAGUCGGGUCAAGGGAAUGGGAUCGUGAUCGAAGAUAAAAUCAAGGCGUUGAGGAUGGCCGAUGCGCCGAUCCGGGGCGAAUUAGAAGGCAAAGAAGAGGGAUUGUUGGCUUGUUUUACGUUGGGGUACAAUUGUGCUUCUCCAGUACCACAAAAGAGACCUUCAAUGAAAGAAGCCGUACAAAUUCUUGAUAAAAUCCCUUCUUCAACUUCAUUUUCACAACACUAUUUUGGAUACUGAUUUGAAAAAAAAAAAAUUCAACACAAAAUGGGAGAUUACAUUUGUAGACAACAGUGUAUGUAAUGAUUGACUUAUAGGGUUUUCUUUUUUAAUUUUUUCUUUUUAACUUUUUUUUUGUUUCAAAGUUUGUGUUUGGUUGGAAAUUGCAUAACAUCAUGUGUUGAACCUUUCUCCA
Messenger RNA from Gossypium raimondii (Peruvian cotton), 2561 nucleotides. Its product is annotated as probable LRR receptor-like serine/threonine-protein kinase At4g37250. Bases 89 to 2386 code for a protein of 765 amino acids. The record is from RefSeq and is a predicted model, not a curated record. NCBI's taxonomy places the organism in Eukaryota, Viridiplantae, Streptophyta, Magnoliopsida, Malvales, Malvaceae. Gene Ontology annotation, molecular function: ATP binding; protein kinase activity; protein binding. Gene Ontology annotation, biological process: protein phosphorylation. The transcript is spliced from 2 exons.